Messenger RNA from Onychostoma macrolepis, 1122 nucleotides. RefSeq names its product magnesium dependent phosphatase 1 (gene mdp1). NCBI's taxonomy places the organism in Eukaryota, Metazoa, Chordata, Actinopteri, Cypriniformes, Cyprinidae. Gene Ontology annotation, molecular function: acid phosphatase activity. The coding region runs from base 127 to 609 and encodes 160 amino acids. The record is from RefSeq and is a predicted model, not a curated record. The transcript has 6 exons.
GACGUCAUGACGCUACUUCCGCAUUUCCGUUAAAACCAGAAUUCUGCUGUAAACGAAAGUAGUGUGUUCUGUGUCCAUGCGAUUUGAAUUUCGUCUAGGUUUCCCCUUGUCAGUCGCUAAUCAAAGAUGUCUAAGCCGAAAUUAAUAGUGUUCGACCUCGAUUACACCCUCUGGCCAUUCUGGAUCGACACCCACGUUGAUGCACCUUUUCACAUCGAUGACAGCGGCACAGUACGGGAUUCAAGAUUUGCCAAGGUUCCCAUUUAUCACGAUACUAAAGAGAUCCUGAGCUCACUCCAUAGUCAGGGGUUCAAGAUAGGCAUUGCAUCGCGAACCGGUGAGACGGAAGGAGCCAAUCAGCUGCUGUCACUCUAUAAACUUGACCAAUACAUUUCCUUCAAGGAGAUCUACCCCGGUUCAAAGGUCACUCAUUUUAAAAGGCUGAAAGCUGACAGUGGCGUCCAGUUUUCUGACAUGAUGUUCUUUGAUGAUGAGGAUAGGAACAUCUUGGAGGUUGGCAAGCUGGGUGUUCACUGUGUGAUGGUUCGUAAUGCCAUCACCUGGGAUCUAGUCAAAAAAGCACUUGAGCAGUUCAGCAAAAAGGAGUGAAGGCGUCUGGUUCUGUGGAGAUGCAGCUGCUGCAAAUGAAGAAGAAUCCAUUUGCUUUGCAAAAAACCUGACAUGUAUAGAGGACAUGUCAUUUUUAGUGGUUAUUUCUGUGCAAUCAACUGUUUUUAACUUAACUGACUAUAGCAAUUGGCGAAUACUUAUAAUUAUGUUUUAACGUUUAAAUAGAUUAUUAUUUAGCUCCAUUUUAAAACAUUAAAUUAAGCUUCUUUUUGUUGGUAAUUUGAGAUGCAAUUUAUUUAUAUUUUAUUUUUAUUGUUCCUUUAUUUAAGUGACACACCUUUUAGUCUUCCAAAAAAAUGCAGCUUUGCUUAUUUAUUUUUUUAUCUAAUGAAGACUUUUAAGUUGAAUGGAACUAAACACAGCACGCACAAAUUGUAAAACAAAAAGGUCAGUGUUUUAAUUGUUACUGUAUGUGACAGAUUUUCUGUACAGAGACUACAAUGGAAAAAUAGUUUUAUAUUUAUACCGUUUAUAAAACAUGUUUGCCAUUUU